CCUGUUUGUUUUGUUUUUUUAAUUAUUUCUGGGAAUUUCCCACUUUCAAAUGGAUGUUCCCUUCUUUCUUUCUCUCUUUGUCCUCUCUCAUCUUCUUCUUCUUCUUCACUCGUUCUCGGCCCAAGAAGACAACAAAAUCCAGGUUACUUGUCCCAAAUUCUUCGACUGCAAACCAUUCCAUCAACCACUAAGCUUUCCAUUCUCCAAUUCUACGUAUUCCCAAUGUGGGUUGUGCACGGUAACUUGUGGUGUACCGAAUCGACAUCCACAAAUUCAACUGGUAAACGAAGGACCGUUGUACGAUGUCAUACCAUGGUACGAUGUCAUACCAGUAGAAAACAUAUCCAAAAACAUAUAUCAUGUCCAAAUCCAUGACCAAAUUCUCCAAACCCAUUUAGAAAAUCGAAAUUGCAACGCCUUCACGGAUUUGAAGUUUCCCAACUCUUCUUCUAUUUCAUUUACAGUAAUCAAUUCAUUUCUCCCCUUCUUUAAAUGCGACAAAAGUUCUGAUCUGGUUUCCCCCACAGAAGAUCAUUUCAAGGGUUAUCACAAUUACACAAAAUGCAAAGACUACAAUUUGUACUACAAAUUUCCAGACGAUCCACUCCCCCCUCCUCCCCCUGAUCUACCUAGCUGCUCAGUAAUUCACCUGCCCCUGAAUUCUUCAAACAUGAAUGCUACUGCCAGUGACCCAUUCCAUCUGUUAGCCACUACCUUCCCUCUCGAAUUGCGCGUGUCCGAGGAUUGUCAGAAGUGUUACCAGGGAGGAGGCCAAUGUCAAAAUGACAACCAGACAUUUCACUGUGCAACCACCAAUAAAGGAGGAACUAGGCCCAGAUGGAUUCUAGCCACAGCUAUACCUGGAGGUGUUGUCUGCUUGCUCAUAUUUAUUAUUAGUUGUCGCAAGAAAUGGAAUUAUGUCUCUUCAUAUUUCGUUUCAAGGAAAACUUCUUCAAAUACAUCCUCAAAAGAUGACAUCGAAGGGGGUACUAUCUUCUUUGGAGUCCAUGUGUUCUCAUACACAGAACUUGAAGAAGCAACUAACAAUUUCGAUCCUUUACAAGAACUCGGAGAUGGAGGUUUUGGCACUGUGUACCAUGGCAAACUCAGGGAUGGGCGGGAAGUUGCAGUCAAACGCCUAUACGAGCACAACUACAAGCGAGUGACACAGUUCAUUAAUGAAGUUCAAAUCCUCACGUGCUUGCGCCACCGUAAUCUUGUCUCCCUUUAUGGUUGCACCUCUCGCCACAGCCGUGAACUCCUCCUUGUUUAUGAGUACAUUCCCAAUGGCACUGUUGCCGAUCAUCUACACGGUGAUCGAGCAAAGAAAGCCUCACUCACAUGGCCUGUUCGCAUGAACAUAGCUAUAGAAACCGCCAGUGCAUUGACUUACCUCCAUGCUUCUGAUAUCAUCCACCGUGAUGUCAAGACUAACAACAUACUCCUCGACAACAACUUUGGUGUCAAAGUUGCAGAUUUCGGGCUUUCAAGACUCUUCCCCACCGAUGUCACUCAUGUCUCAACCGCUCCACAGGGGACUCCUGGUUAUGUUGAUCCAGAGUAUCACCGUUGUUACCAACUCACUGAUAAGAGUGAUGUCUAUAGCUUUGGGGUUGUGCUCAUUGAGCUCGUAUCAUCACUGCGAGCUGUUGACAUUAGAAGGCAUGGGCAUGAGGUUAAUUUGGCUGACUUAGCGAUAAACAGGAUUCAAAAUCAUGCAUUUGUUGAGUUAAUUGACCCUUUUCUUGGGUUUGAGUCAGAUUCUUUGAUAGAGAGGAUGACUACCUUGGUGGCAGAGCUGGCUUUUCAGUGUUUGCAACGCGAAAAGAAAAUGAGACCUACAAUGGAUGAGGUUUUGGAAGCUCUGAAGGAAAUUCAGGAGUACAAAUAUGACAACAUCGGGAAGGAAAUCGACACUGUUGGGGUGUUGAAUUGUACCCAGCCACCACCUUCGCCCGAGAGCGAUGACGCUGUGUUGUUGAAGAAUAGCAAGGCAGCACUUUCACUGGAUUCAGUCACCGAUAGUACCUCUGCCACAUCCAUUUCCAGUGGCUAAGUCUUCAUUUUACUCUGCUUUACUUCAAAGGUAGAUCCUAAGAAAAUGUUUAACACUUGUAAUCAUAUUCAUGCGAGUGGAUUGCAUUUCGUUUUCUUUACAUAUAUGGUUGUCUUUGUUACUGAUAUGUAUCAGAUAAUUAUAUCGAGGGAAUGUAUACAGUUAAUGGAUCUCUCAUUUGUAUGUUCCAAUUUCCCAUUUCAGUUAUGGUUCAAUUCCCAUUUCA
Molecule: messenger RNA, 2282 nt
Organism: Camellia sinensis
Lineage: Eukaryota; Viridiplantae; Streptophyta; Magnoliopsida; Ericales; Theaceae
Product: LEAF RUST 10 DISEASE-RESISTANCE LOCUS RECEPTOR-LIKE PROTEIN KINASE-like 1.1
Biological process (GO): protein phosphorylation
Molecular function (GO): protein kinase activity; ATP binding
Source: RefSeq, a predicted model, not a curated record